ACAAAGUAAGCCACAAUAAACAUAAAAACAAGAAGCAUUUUUCAGAUGUGGGAUCAAAUUUUUUAAAUUCAGAAUGGAAACAUUAUCCUUCAUGCACCAUCCACAAAGCGAAGCGGUCGAUUUCGGGUGCGACUACUGCGAUGAGACUUUUCUGUCGAGGAAUUGCCGCAUCAAACACACUGCAACUCAUUUUAAAAAUAAAAUAUGUUCAACCUGUGAAAAUAUACUAAUUUCAAUAAAUGGUGAUUGGUAUGGGCUGCAUACGUCAGCGGAAUGUAAUAAGGAAAAUGAAAAACCAAACGAAGUUUUGAGUGAAGUGAAAACAGAGAUGUUCGAUUUUACACUAGAAGAUGGUGCCAGUCUAAAAUCAGAAGCAAACGAUUAUGAUUCAGAAGACUCGCAGCGUGGCAAUAUAUUUGAAGAGGCGCAAAUGAAAUUACUCGAUCACAUUGAAGUAAAAUCGUUGCCAGAAAUUACCGUACCUCGAAAGUUGAAAAAUAUUUCAAAAACUACAGCAAAAACUGACACUUCAAAAAUGGUGAUAAAAUCGAUUUCAAAACAACAGCGAAAAUAUCGAAAACAAGUCUCAAACAAAGCAACAUUUAUGGACCAUCGUCCAAAGGCAUCCUGUAUCUGCGAUAUUUGUCAUAAAACUCUGGGCACAUUUUCAUCGCUACGAAAUCAUAUCAUAAAUAUGCAUUGUGUCACCCAGAGAGGCGAACGGGUUUCUUGCCAAGAAUGUGGCCAGACGUUUUCAACGCCAGGCAAUUUAAAUUCGCACAAGAAGAUACAUUUGAAAUGUAAAGCGUAUGUUUGCACGUAUUGUGGCCGGGGAUUCAAUCAGCUGCACAAUUUAAAGGAGCAUACAAAUCGACACACUGGCGAAAAACCUUAUUUAUGUAAAUUUGAAGGAUGUCAAAAAGCAUUUGGCCGGAAAACCAAUCUGACAGCCCACACCAGAGUACACACAGGUCAUAAACCGUUCAAAUGUAAUAUUGAUUCUUGUGAGCGGGCUUAUAUGUUUGAAAUCGACCUUAAACGUCAUAAAUAUAGCAUACAUGGGAUCUUUACAAAGAAACAUAUCUGUCCAAUUUGCUCGAAAGUUUAUCCGGAGAAUAAGUUGCUGAAGAAACAUUUGGAAUCACAUUCAACGGGAACGUAAUCGAAUUAAGCUAUUUCUAAUGACAAAACAUCACUACUUUUUCUUUUUAUUUUUAUUUAGGUCAUGAUUUGUUUGACAAAUAUUUUUCUGUAAUAUAGUAACAAAAUUUUAGAAUUAAGUUGAAUUAUUUUAAUGAGAUUUAUCUUUAUAUUGUGCGAAGGAAAAAGUCAUUAUUACG
Messenger RNA from Contarinia nasturtii (swede midge), 1340 nucleotides. Its product is annotated as zinc finger protein 208-like. Lineage: Eukaryota; Metazoa; Arthropoda; Insecta; Diptera; Cecidomyiidae. Bases 74 to 1162 code for a protein of 362 amino acids. Gene Ontology annotation, cellular component: nucleus. The record is from RefSeq and is a predicted model, not a curated record. The transcript is spliced from 4 exons.